Molecule: messenger RNA, 315 nt
Organism: Staurois parvus
Lineage: Eukaryota; Metazoa; Chordata; Amphibia; Anura; Ranidae
Source: the annotation of a GenBank genome assembly
GGCUGGAUCGGGUCAUCAGGCUGGAUCGGGUCAUCAGGCUGGAUCGCGUAUACCAGAUCAAACUGGAUCGGGUCAUCAGGCCGGAUCGGAUCGUCAGGCUGGGUAGGAACAUCAGCCCGGGUAGCGUACACUGGGUCAUUGGGCAUCAGGCUGAAUUGCGGGCGCCGGGGCACCAGGCUGAACCAUAGAAGGCAGGUUCUCAGACGGCAGGCUGACCGGUUUGGAUACUGGCAGGAUGGUACUGGUUGGAAAGAAUUUUCGCCUUUUCCUGGUUUUAGUUACUGGAGCACUGUAAGUAAGCGCAGGUUUGUAAAC